AGCCGUAUCGCAACCCUGGCAGCCGUGCGCCGAGCCAUGGUCCAGCGCCGCGCCUCCCACGACCUCCCACUCCACUUCGGCGAACCCGCAUCGCCGACCCGGCGCCGCGCGUCGCCGUCGCGGCGCGCGCUCGGCUGGCUCGUGCGCGCAUGCAUCGGAGCGCUGGCCCUCAAAGGCCUCGUCACGCCUUUGAGCGAAGAGGCCGAGGUCGCCCCGAUUAGAAACUCGAAGCGCUACAAGCAGACGCUCCCGCAACGACGUUCCGCCGCACUAGCGCCGAGAAAAGAUGCCGAUCACCUCGUGGUAGUAGCGGGUCACGCGGUGACCAUGGCCGAAAGCUUGGACGGCGUCGACGCGUUGGACAGCAGCUGGUACCUGCUGGACUACCAGCGCCGCGCCGACGUGCCAUCUGCUCUGGUGCAACACAUCGAGGAGGGCGUGCGCAUCACGGCGCGGGACCCGAAGUCAGUACUAGUUUUUAGUGGUGGGCAGACGCGGCGCGACGCGGGGCCGCGCAGCGAAGGCCAGAGCUACUGGCACGUCGCGGAGCACUUCGACUGGUGGGGCACGGGCGCCGGCGCGCGCGCGACGACGGAGGAGUUCGCGCGGGACUCGCUCGAGAACGUGCUGUUCGCGGCGUGCCGCUUCCAGGAAGUGGUCGGACGGUAUCCCAAGCGCGUGACGGUCGUGUCCUACGACUUCAAGAGGAGGCGCUUCGUCGAGCUGCUGGGGCCCGCGCUCCAUCUCCCGCUCGAGUUUGUCGGCGUCGCGCCCGGCGGCCGCUUCGACGCCCAGGCGGCGGCCCGGGGCGAGGCGAAGGCCGCCGAGGCGUUCGAGCGCGACCCCUACGGCUGCGAGGGCGAGCUCGCCUCGAAGCGGACGGCGCGGAACCCGUUCCGGCGCCGGGAGGGCUACGGCGCGAGUUGCCUCGCCCUGCGGCCGCUCCUGGACGCGUGCGCCAAGGAGACGGGCCCGGCCGCGGCGGCGACGUUCGCGUGGCCGUAG
Pelagomonas calceolata is the source of this 1005-nucleotide messenger RNA. Lineage: Eukaryota; Pelagophyceae; Pelagomonadales; Pelagomonadaceae. The record is from the annotation of a GenBank genome assembly.